This is a messenger RNA of Perca fluviatilis (European perch), 7624 nucleotides long. It is a transcript of the gene nrcama, whose product is annotated as neuronal cell adhesion molecule a. Gene Ontology annotation, biological process: brain development; cell-cell adhesion. Lineage: Eukaryota; Metazoa; Chordata; Actinopteri; Perciformes; Percidae. The record is from RefSeq and is a predicted model, not a curated record. Gene Ontology annotation, molecular function: cell-cell adhesion mediator activity.
CGAUCUUUGUUCGUUGCUGGUUUUUGACAGCGGCGGGGGAGCUGGUGAGGAGAGCGGAGGAUCCGUGUGGACCACAGCUUGCUGCUGCAGCGGCCGAGGGGGGACGGACUAGCACUGGCCGGGCACAGUCCCUCAGACACACACCUCAUCAAUUUCUACAGCAUCAACACACACUCACUGCCGGGGGGGAAGGAAUCAGGAGCCGGGUUGCAUCAGACGGUUUGAACCACUUCCUGAAGACAGACAGCGGCUGAGAUUAAAUCCUCACAGUGUGGAUUCAGACUUUGUCACUCCGUUGACUGCCCUGAUUGUGUCGUUGAAUCUGGACAGAAGGUUUUCAUCGUGACACAACUGACCAUGGACAGGAACAGGAAGUGGGUGCCAGGCUUUGCAGCCGUGGUAUUGAUACUCUUGUGUCACACAACCUCAGCGCUGGAAGUGCCUCUUGAUCCUAAAGUACUGGAAGGAUUGCCCCAACCCCCCACUAUAACGCUACAGUCCCCAAAGGAUUACAUCUUUGAUCCGCGGGAGAACAUUGUCAUCCACUGCGAGGCCAAGGGGAAGCCUCAUCCCAGCUUUUCAUGGACAAGAAACGGGACCCACUUUGAUGUAGAGAAAGACUCCAAAGUGUUGAUGAAGCCUGGUUCAGGAACUCUGGUCAUUGACAUCAGUGGGGAAAAGGCUGAGGCCUAUGAGGGAACAUACCAGUGUACGGCACACAACGAGCACGGCACCGCUGUAUCCAACAACAUUGUCAUCAGACAGUCCAGGUCCCCCUUGUGGUCGAAGGAGAGAAACGAGGCUAUUGUGGUGCAGAUGGGGGUCUCCCUAGUGCUGCAGUGCCGACCCCCUGCAGGGCUGCCCCCUCCUGUCAUCUUCUGGAUGGAUAACAACUUCCAGAGGCUUCCGCUGGAUAAACGAGUGUCCCAGGCUCUAAAUGGAGAUUUGUACUUUUCCAACGUUCUGCCAGAAGACACCAGGAAUGACUACAUCUGCUAUGCUCGCUUCCCUCACACACAAACCAUCCAGCAGAAACAGCCCAUCUCAGUCACUGUGCUGGAUAUGGAAACAAUGAAUGAGACUGUGGCUGCUUUAUACAAUGUCACUGAUUUCUAUAGUGACAGCCCAGAUGGGGAGCGUCGCCCCAGUUUCAUGACGCCUCUGGGCAUCACCAGCACCAAGAUGGUUCUGAGAGGGGAGACUCUGGAGCUGGAAUGCAUUGCUGACGGCUUGCCCACUCCAGAGAUCUCCUGGCAGAAGGAUGGAGGAGGAGAGCUGCCGAGCAGCAGGAUGUCCUUUUAUAACUUCAAGAAAACGCUCAAGGUUUCUGACGUGAAUGAAGCUGAUGCUGGGGACUACCGCUGUACAGCCACAAACAAGCUGGGCACUGCACAACACAUCAUCAAGGUCUCUGUUAAAGCGUCUCCUUUCUGGGUCAGCGCUCCCAGGAACCUGAUCCUUGCCCCGAAUGAGACCGGCAUCCUGACUUGUCGAGUCAACGGAGAACCCAAACCCAAGAUUAGCUGGUUUGUCAAUGGAGUCCCCAUAGAGAAUGCACCCGAGGACCACAGUCGGAAGGUGGAUGAUGACACCGUGAUUCUUAGCUAUGUGCAAACUGGGUCCAGUGCUGUCUACCAGUGUAAUGCGUCCAAUGAAUUUGGUUACCUUUUGGCAAACGCUUUUGUCAACGUUCUUGCCGAGGCACCAAGGGUGCUUACUCCACCCAACCGAGUGUACCAGGUCAUCACCAACAACCCUGCGUUACUUCACUGUGCCUCCUUUGGCUCACCAAUACCAACCAUUACAUGGUUCAAAGACAGCCAGACCAGUGUUAAGAAUGGUGACCCUUAUGUAAUCCAUGAGAAUGGUACAUUGGAGAUCCAUGUGGCCCAGCCACUACACAGUGGGAAGUACACCUGCAUUGCCACCAACAACCUGGGAAUCAAGGAGAACCACGUCUACCUGGAGGUUAAAGAGCCCACCCGUAUCCUAAAGCAGCCAGAGUACAAGGAUGUGCAGAGAGGAAUGAGCGCUGUGUUCGAGUGUAAAGUCAAACAUGACCCAUCCCUCAUUCCCACUGUUAUCUGGCUCAAAGAUAAUGGAGAGCUGCCUGAUGAUGAGAGGUUUGAUGUGGACAUGGACAGUUUGACCAUCAGAGACGUGACAGAUGAAGAUGAGGGCACCUACACCUGCAUCCAGAACACCACCCUGGACCAGGACUCAGCCAGCGCUAUGCUGACUGUCAUAGAGCCAACUCCUACUCCAGCUAUUGUCUACGGGAACCCUGACCCUCCGACGGACCUGGAACUGACUGACCAGACAGAGAGGAGCGUUCAGCUCACCUGGACCCCCGGAGAUGAACACAACAGUCCCACACAGAAGUUUCUGAUCCAAUAUGAGGAUCUGCUCCACCAGCCAGGAGUUUGGGUCAACCUGACAGAUGCUCCUGGUACUAGCACCACGGUGCGGUUAAGCCUCUCUCCUUACGUCUACUACUCCUUCAGAGUCCUGGCUCUGAAUGGCGUUGGCUACAGCCAGCCUAGCCAGCCGUCAAGCCAAUACAGGACCAACCCUUCAGCUCCUGAUGAAAAUCCAUCAGAUGUUCAGGGAGUAGGAACAAAGCCUGGCAACUUGGUCAUAUCCUGGACACCGCUGACAGGAUUUCUGGCUAAUGGGCCCGGUCUGGAGUACAAAGUGCAAUGGAGACAAAAGGACGUGGAUGAGGAUUGGUCCUCAAAGACUGUGGCCAACGUUUCCCAGUUUGCUGUCUCUGGAACUCCAACAUAUGUGCCCUACGAGAUCAAGGUUCAAGCUUUGAACGAUUAUGGCAGCGGCCCAGAGCCUGAAGUAGUGAUUGGAUACUCUGGAGAAGACUUGCCUUUGUCUGCUCCUGAUAGUGUGCAGGUCAUGGUUCACAACAGCACACUCGCGGAAGUACAGUGGGAGCCUGUUUCUUUCCAAUCAGUUAGAGGAAAACUACAGGGAUACAAGGUAUACUUCCGACGCAUUCGUGGCUUGCAUGAGACAGAGGAGGACACAGAGCAGCAGGAGCAGGUUUUGACGUUCAGUGGGAAUCGUAGCGAGGGACGUCUGCCAGGCCUCCAGCCUUACAGCCUCUACAACCUCACCAUCAGGGUCCUUAAUAUCAAAGGAGGGCCUCCUAGCCCCAGCAAGAAUUUUGAGACACCAGAGGGAGUCCCAGGGCCUCCUUCUUUUCUGAAUGUCAUAAACCCUGGUUUGGACUCUCUCACUCUGGAAUGGGGCCCACCAAUGAACAACAAUGGACGCCUCGCUGGAUACACACUAAAAUACCAACCAGUCAACAACACCAAUGAACUGGGGCCUGUCAAGGUAAUCAACAUCCUUGCCAACGAGACCACCGUUACCCUGAGCAACCUGAACUCUAGCAUGCUCUACAAGUUUUACAUGAGUGCAAAGACAAUAAAGGGCUCUGGCCCCAUCAUCACAGAGGAAGCCUUCACAGCCAUGGACACAACUCGUACUCAGCCCACUGUAGAGAUGGGCAAAGGCCCUACAGAGCCCCCUCACCCAACCUCCCCCAUCACUCAGUCUCCGCACCCCCCGUUUCACAAGGUGCCGCCUGUAGGCCCUGCGUUUGGCAAAGUUAACACGUCCAUGUUGGAGGAUGGUGCAGUGAUCAGUUGGGAUUACUUUGGACACCAUAAGAAUGUAUAUGUGGAAUAUGUUGUAGAAAACAGUAAAGAGGACUGGAAAAAGGAGUUGGUAAAUGGUUCACACUGGCAUAUGAUAAAAGGUUUAAAGCCGGGGACAUCCUAUAAGGUGCGAGUGGUAGCUAGAGACCCAGCUGACCCGACGGUUCACAGCACAGACGAGGUGUUGGUUGCGGUGCCAGCUGUACCCAGUCGGCAGGUAGACAUUGCCACCCAGGGCUGGUUUAUUGGACUGAUGUGUGCCAUCGCUCUCCUCAUCUUGGUCCUUCUCAUAGUGUGCUUCAUCAAGAGGAACAAGGGUGGCAAAUACCCAGUGAAAGAGAAAGAAGAUGCUCACCAAGACCCAGAGAUCCAGCCUAUGAAGGAGGAUGAUGGUACAUUUGGAGAGUACAGUGACACAGAGGACCACAAGCCGCUGAAGGGCAGCCGGACACCAUCCAACGGGACGGUGCGCCGCGACGAGAGCGACGACAGCCUGGUGGACUACGGGGAGGGCGGGGACGGACAGUUCAAUGAGGACGGCUCCUUCAUCGGCCAGUACAGCGGCAAGAAAGAGAAAGACACACACGAAGGCAACGAGAGUUCGGAGGCCCCGUCGCCUGUCAACGCCAUGAACUCGUUUGUCUAACGGAGGGCCCGUGGCAUGACUGCGACGGUUUGCUGCGGCCACUCCUUGUCACCCUGGCAAAUGUGACCAUAUCUGUGGUGACAGUUGCUAAGGUGACAGUCGUGGACACCUAGUUUUACCAUGGUGGCUGUCACUCCGGUGGCCCCUCGCCAUGGCUACCUGUCACCAAGAGACUGCUGACACGCCCUCAUCUCCACAUCGCCAGUCCCUGUCACACUGUGACCUCCUCUGAUCUACGCACACACACAACAUGGCAAAGACCGACAUACGCAUCCCCCAUAACCAAUGAAAGAAGGUGUGAAAGGAGGGAUGUGAAGACUCCGAGAAGAGGGAAGAAAAGAGGAAGCAAUAUAGAAAAGCAGAAGGAAUGUGCUAGGGAGUUUUACCACUUAGACUGAGCAGAAGUGUGUGUGUGUUAGUGCCAUUUCAUCUCCUUUGCAAACAUUCAUAAACAUGAUGUAUCCAAAUAAUCCAAAUAUAUAUUUUAUCAAAGUACGAUACAUGACCCGCAGGCAGACAAAUAUGCAUUGAAUCACAUUCAUCACAUGCAUGGAGUAAAUCAUGAUUCUAUUCAGCAUUUUACCACCCUUGUGUUGCAGAGGUGAGCUGUGGUUGAGGCUGUAUAUGGUGCACGUCUACUAGUGACUGGGUAUUCCUCUUGUUUGUUGCCAGUCAAAGUGUUAAAUGGCGUAUGUUAUAUAGAGGAAACAAGUCCUGCAGGGUCUUUGUGGAUACUGCUGUGAAAUGUGUGACUCAAAGUAGAGGCUAGUAUAUGUCUUGUUGAGACAGAUGAACUGUGUAUGUAAAAGAAUAAGAAGAAAGCUGUAUUUUAAGGCCAGGGUUGUCCAUUUGUAGUGAUUGGAAACCUUGGAAACACUUUGAACUCAGCGUUCGGUCACCAACCAGCCAACCAAAAGUCCCACAUUUAUAUCAAUCGACCUGUUUUUAGCCUCACGGUUUGUCAAGCUUGUUCUUUGCUUGUAUUUUUUAAUUUUUAAAUUUUUUUGCUUUCACUCCCGAUCUGUUACUUUACACCAAGCUUAUGCUUCAGGCUACUGAGCACUAACUGAACACAGCUGUGAUUGAUCCAGUGUCAUUGUCAAGUGCUUCCACCCCGCUGAAUCGUGGCCACUGUGCACGCCUUUCCUUUAGGCAAUCGUGGUAUUGUCAAAGCUUCCCCAACAUUGUCUCCAAUAGCAUUUCCACCUAUGUAAUGUCAGAAAAAAAAGAGAAAAAUGAUGCAGUUACAUACAAAAGAUGCACCUGAACAGGGUUAAGUGGUACCCACUUUUAGUUUCUGGAUGUUUAGAUUUUGAUGAUCAAGAACCUCUCAGCACGGUUUCUAGUGCCUUCGUAGAGAACAGUGACUUAGAUCCAUAGAGUUGCAUCCCUCUUCAUACACAGGACAGACCUGGGAUCAGUGCAGUUCUUAAGAGUCCAUGAGUUCUUCGCAUACAGACUACCAUCCCAUAUUACUCAAUAGACAACUUGGAAAAAUAAGCUCUGUUUUAGAAUGUUUUCCUAAGGGCAUGUUCAAACUAGGGCCUAUUAGUUUGAGCUCUAUAUUGUCACCAAGUCUUUUAAAACAGUUUGUGAAACAUCCAUGAGGGCUUAUUAACUUAAAAUACCCUCUUUGAGUCUCACUUUAGGGUCCAGGGUUCCUACACAGUGCUGAAAGCUAUUUUAAAAAAUGACAUGGCAUUAGUUGCGAGGAAUAAUUUUCAGCUAUAGAUUGUUAUGGCCUUGUUGACAAUCAUCCACCCAAUAAUCAUCAAUAAUCAGCCCAUAUGGUAUGCAAACAGACAGUCAAAUCAUACCCUCUAUCUAAAGAAUGAAAGGAAAUGUGUGGAAUAUUCAAAUGUGUAGGAAACCUGAGUUCAGAGCAUUUACACCUCAUGAGCUGUCUUCAUGUAUUCAUUUCAAACAUUCUCCUCGGAACACAUUCAUCUUGAGGAGGAGCCGCUGCUCCAGCAGCACUUAUUUACUGCCAACCUACUCACCAGGUAACUGCCUACGGCAACCAGACUCACCAUCUGGCACAGAAUACUAUUCGAACGGGACUUUCUGUCACUGGUAGCACUUAGAAAUGAAGGGGUCGGAAAAAUUGCGUAAUGAUACUGAAUGUGGAAGCAAGUGUAUCGGUUUAUGUGGAUGAAAAUAUUGCUUGUUUCACUGCAAAUGGUAAAACACACCGGUGACUUUGGUUUAUGCAUUUAACCUUAUAUCUGUGUAUGUUGUCACGUUCUGAGGACAGCACUCAGUGAGUUUUCUAUUCCCAUAAAUGAAUGAAGCCUGUGUGUGAAUGUUUGGGUGCGUGUGUGUGUGUGUGUGUGUGGGGCACAUGCAUGCUACUGUGUUACAGCGUGCGUGAUGUAUAAUAUCGCUUUUCCAUGGAUAACAGUCUGCAAUUCUGAUGUGUCUGAGAUACAAGAGCUUUUUCUUUCUUCCAGAGAACAUUUCCACGUCUUAGGUUUAUCAUAACUUGCAUCAAGUUUUGAGGUUGCAAUGUGCCAGCUGUCCACAUGUAGAUAUUUUUGUUGUACUUUGUAAAUAACGGCUUGACUUGAGAGCAGACGCGUUGAGGUCAGGGGUGAGGGCUCGACCACAAUCAGCCCCGCUUCAUUAUGGGUCGGAGGGCGUUGUGUGAGAUGAGACUAUUUACAGUUUUCAAUCUUUCAUUUGCUGUGAAAUUUCUUUUAUUUCUUCAAUUUUUUUUUUUACUUGUCAGGUGAAUUUGCUAGUUCAAAUGUUUAGCCUAUCAGGUAUCAAAGGAGAUUAUUUAACUUGUGACUGAGCUCUUGUGACACCUGUAUUGUUUCUGUCUCUGACAGUUCAUGCACCUUUUCUGUAUUUUUUAUAAAAAGGCACACACUUAAACAGGAUGUGUAAUUUAAAACACAUCUGUGCAUCUAGUUUAUGACAGCAUCUGGUAUCGGAACGCAGCAUGUUGUACCAAACUAGACAUCAGGUGAAACUGACACAUUCUUUUAAGAGUGUGCACCUAAAAAAAAACUAAAAAAGAAAAACUGUAUUUUGGAGCAUACAGAAGGAUGGCCGGCAUGGACCGAUAAACGGACUGGCACAUUGGAGUGUGAAUACCCUGAAAACAAUGUAGUGACUGGUGAACAUACAGUAAGAUAUACAGUAUAUGAUAUAAUAUGACAUUCUGGUUAAUGUUGAAGCUACAUGAGAAGCAUGAAAGGCUGUCGAAAUGGUUUACUCUACAAUAUAAUAUUGGGAAAUAUUUUGUAUUUUAAAUGAAGUUUAAAAAAUAUGAAAUAAAUGUUGGUUUCAGGUUUCAAAU